Papaver somniferum (opium poppy) is the source of this 708-nucleotide messenger RNA. RefSeq lists its product as uncharacterized. Lineage: Eukaryota; Viridiplantae; Streptophyta; Magnoliopsida; Ranunculales; Papaveraceae. The record is from RefSeq and is a predicted model, not a curated record. The transcript has a single exon. Bases 1 to 708 code for a protein of 235 amino acids.
AUGGGAGACUUUAAUAUAGUUCUCUCUAAUGAGGAAAAGAAAGGGUUAAGGCCUUUUUAUAGAAAUGAGGAUGAAAUUUUCAAGGAUAUCUUAUCAGAUAUGGGAGUACAAGAUAUGGGUUUCACAGGAUACCCCUAUACCUGGUGUAACCAAAUAACUGAUAAUACUAGAGUGGAGGAAAGAUUGGACAGAGCUUUCUGCAAUGAUGAGUGGAUAGCUUUUUUCCCUCAAUCAAAUCUAUACCAGCUGGUUGCAAGAGGAUCUGAUCACAAUCCUAUAAUCCUAAAAACUAGUCCUAAUUGGAAAGAUGGUGCUUACCCAUUCAAAUAUUUUGGAGGAUGGAUGGAACAUCCAGACUGCAAAAGAAUUAUAAUGGAAGCAUGGAACUCUAACCAAUUUGGUUCUGCUAGCUACUCCUUAGCCAAAAAUAUGAGUACUGUUAAGAAUGUCCUCAAAAGGUGGAAUAAAACUGUCUUUGGAAACAUAAAACACAGAAUUUAUGAAUUAAAAAAGAACAUAGAGAAACUCUCACAAAACACUAAUAGAUGUCAUAUUGCUAUAAAGAAACUUGAAGAAUCUCUACAGCAAUGGAAGGACAUAGAGGAGGAUUACUGGAAAACCAAAAGCAGAAACAAUAGAAUAAAUUUGGGGGAUAGAAACACCUCUUACUUCCACAACUCUGCUAGAACAAGAUACAGAAUAAAUUGA